This is a messenger RNA of Erythranthe guttata (spotted monkey flower), 1125 nucleotides long. The record is from RefSeq and is a predicted model, not a curated record. Lineage: Eukaryota; Viridiplantae; Streptophyta; Magnoliopsida; Lamiales; Phrymaceae.
AUGAAUAAUUACGAGAAACCCACGCAGUCAUAUUAUCAAGUUCCAGGUUUAAUUCCUUGGGAAGAUGAAGAAGAAGACGACGAGAAAACUAGCUCUAAUGGCGGCGACGAGCGGAAAGCUGCCUUUUGGGAUUCUCACGACAAACUUCUCCAGAUCUUCUUACAGGAACAUUUGUUCAGGACAACGUUGUUUGAGUCUAAGAUCAGACGGGCUACAAAGGAUGUUGUAAGGAAGUUGAAUUCCGACGGCGGCGGCGUCCGCUGCUCUUGCCGCCGGAGAAUGGCUGCCGUUGGUUGCCGGAGUUGUAUUAUGAAAGAAGUUUCCGUUCAGCUUCGGGUUUCGGGUUUCGAUUGUGUUGUCUGCCAUUCUAACUGGAAAUCUUCCAAGAAAAUUCCCGCAGGGCAACACACGUAUCUGGAAGUGACGGAGAGAAAGCCAGGUUCGUCGCAAAAAAGAGAGAAGAAAGUAAUAAUAGAGUUGAACUUUCGCGACGAGUUCGAAAUGGCAAGAGCAAGCGACGAGUACAAAAAGUUGGUCGCUAAAUUACCAGAAGUUUUCGUCGCUAAAUCCGAAAGGCUGACCGAUCUCGUGAACAUACUGUGCACUUGUUCUAAGAAAUGCAUGAAGGAGAAAAAAAUGUACUUGGCUCCAUGGCGGAAACACGAAUACAUGCAGGCCAAGUGGCAGGGGAAACCCUUGCAGUUGGCGGCGUCGGCGGCGGCACCGCCACUGUUUGUGGUGGAGCCGCCGAAGGCGCCACCGAAGCAGAGGGCUAAUGAGCUAGUUUUGGAUAGGUUUUUUUGUUCUCAAAUUACAGCUGGUGCUUGUUAAUUACGCUUUGCCCCAAACAUUUGUAGGGAACAUUUCCAAAUUUGUUCUUGGAGUUGAGGGUAUUUUGGGAAUUGUUUUUAAGGGAAAAAGUUAAUGUUAGUUAGUACUUGGUAGCUUUUUAAAUUGUGGAUUGAGAUGAGAUUUUUUGUAUUGGAGUGAAAUUAUGUAUGAAAUAUCAAAUAAGUGUUGGAUUAAUGGUAUAUUAAAUGAAGAAUUUAAAUUAGAGAUAUGCUUAUUGGUACUUUAAUAAAUUUAUUAAAUAAAGAUUUUUGAAAAUCUUAACUCCAUAAUUAA